UUGUUAAAACAAAGAUGCCUGCCUGUAUCUGUUUUAUCUAGAAAUGGUACGAAUAGUAAAAGUGAAAUACUAUUUCUGAUUAAAAAAAUAAUUUAUAUUUUGUAUAUCUUAAUAAAUAUUGAUAUUUUAAAUGUUAAUAGCAAAAGAGAAGUAAUAAAAAGGAAAUAAUUUUCUAUAAUUUAUCGAAAUAUGAUUUCAUGUAAUAAAGAUAUUCUCGAUUGCGUGUGUACGCUUUAUGUAAAGUGUCUGCAAUGGUGCAUCGGUUUGAUAAUGGUAAAAAUAAUGUUUACAUGAAUGAUUUAAUUAGGCACACAUGUAUAUCUAUAAUACAGUGAAUAGAAUGGGAAAACAAAACGGAUCUUGUUGGUGGUUUGUGAAAGCCGUAAAAUGGAUACCAGUUAUUUUCAUUUUGACAAUUGUCUUAUGGUCCUAUUAUGCUUAUGUAGUGCAGUUAUGUUUUUAUACUGUAGAUAAUUAUGUUCAAAAAGCUUUUUAUUUAUUUUUUUAUCAUAUCCUGUUUCUAUUAUUUUUAUGGUCUUAUUGGCAGACUGUAUUUACAGAUUUAAUAGAAGUGCCAUACAAGUUUAAAAUUCCAGAUGUAGAAAUGGAAAAAUUUCAACAAGCUGAAACGGAAGAAGCACAAAGACAAAUCUUAGAGAGAUUUGCACAAGGUCUUCCAGUCACAAAUCGCACUAUAAAAGGAGUAAUUCGUUUUUGUGAGAAAUGUCAAUUAAUUAAACCAGAUCGAGCACAUCAUUGUAGUGUAUGUAGUACAUGUGUUUUAAAAAUGGAUCAUCAUUGUCCAUGGGUGAAUAACUGUAUAGGAUUUCACAAUUAUAAAUUCUUCAUGUUGUUUUUGGCAUAUGCUCUUCUUUAUUGUAUAUUUAUUACUGCUACAUCUUUACAAUAUCUUAUACGUUUUUGGAAAGGGGAAUUAGAUGGAAUGGGUAGAUUUCAUCUACUUUUCUUAUUCUUUGUUGCAUUGAUGUUUGCAGUUAGUUUAAAUUCUCUUUUUUUUUAUCAUUGCUAUCUUGUUUUACAUAAUAGGUCUACAUUAGAGGCAUUUACACCACCUAUGUUCCGUACAGGAAAGGAUAAAGAUGGUUUUAGUCUUGGAAAGUAUAAUAAUUUCCAAGAAGUAUUUGGUGAUAAUCCUAAACUAUGGUUCCUUCCUAUUUUUACUAGUCUUGGAAAUGGUGUCACCUAUCCAGUACGUGCGCAACAUCAAGGCACAUCGAAUACUUAUGACUCCAUGGGAAGUACCCGAAACAGUUUUGGCGAUGGGAUAAACUUUCCUGAACGGCUGUGCAAUGAAGAUACACAUACUUUGUUGGGACAUACUACCCAACAAUGGGGUGAUGAGACUGAACUUGACUCUCCACCUCCUUAUGGGUCACAAUCAGCACUACUGUGAUAGGCCAUAUAAUGGAUGCCAAUCAACCAUUGGUGAAUACAACUGAAAUUGUUUGAAAUAACAUUUUAAAAUUUAUUUAUUUUUAUUAUAACAAAUAUUUUUUGUUAAAUAAUAGAAUUUGAUUUAAAAAUUUUUAUAUAAAUCCUUUGCACUUGCUAUUUUUUUUUCUUUUAAUUAAAACUCAUCUUUAAAAAAAAAUUUAAACAUAUUUUGUUGAUUUUUUACUUGCAGGUUAAAUACUUUUUAAUAAUUUUUUCUAAUUGUAAAUAUAUUUAUAUUAGUUAUUUGGUUCAUUUCCUAAUUCUUUUAUUAUAAUAAUUUGAUAUACAAAUGUAAAGGAUUUAAAUAUUUAAAUAUUUAGGUUAUAUUUAAUAUCGUAUGUUAUUUCAUAAUUCUUAUAUACAGAACUUUUAUAAUUCUCUUAUACAUAUUAUAAAAAUUAAUAACAGAAACUAGAAUAUAAUAUAAUCUAAAAAAAAUUUUCAAAACUUUAGAUAUGUGUAUGCAAUAUUAUUAUUAUUAUUGAUAUAUAUAGUUAUUAUUGAAUAUAUAUGUAAUUAUAAUUAUAAUUAAUAAUAUUAAGUUUUAUAGCUAUUAAGUUAAUAAUUCUAUUAGAAUAUAAAAAAUAGAGAAAUAAUUUGAUGAGUUCUAAAUAUUUAUAAUUAAAAUAUUGUUAUUAAUUAUAAAUAAUGAUUUUAUAAAAAAAAUGUGAAUUAAAGAUACUACAAAGUAAUAAAAUUAUUAUUGUUGUUAAAUAGAAA
Molecule: messenger RNA, 2175 nt
Organism: Apis cerana (Asiatic honeybee)
Lineage: Eukaryota; Metazoa; Arthropoda; Insecta; Hymenoptera; Apidae
Product: palmitoyltransferase ZDHHC2
Molecular function (GO): palmitoyltransferase activity
Source: RefSeq, a predicted model, not a curated record